UCUUUCUUUCUUUCUUUCUUUCCAUUUUUUUAAACAACCAAACUUUCAGCCUGCCAAUCUCUGGGCAAGAUUGCUUUUAAAAACAGAUUCUUUCUCUGUUCUUUUGACUUUGAUGAGUUGCACAAACCCUGCUUUGCUGCUGGUUACUAAAAUCUCUCUAAAGCUUAUACUGUAUACACAGAUCUGUCUCUGUAACCCUUUCCUCUGUGCUACUCUCAACUCCUCUGUCUCUAUCUUUGUAGAUCAUGUUGCCUUUUGGAUUAGAGGGGCAAGAGGUCAUUAUUUAACAAUGGGUAGGAGGGAAAAAAUGUGUUUUCCCCCCUCUGGGUUUUUCCCCACUCCUGGGUGUUGGAGAGGGAAAGCUAUGUGCUUGCAGAUUACAUGAAUCAAGGCAUUGAAUUUGGGACAUCAGCUGGAAUUAAUUCUGCCUAGAAGUUGGGAGUUCUUAAGUAGGUAAUGUAAGCUUAAAAUCUCACUGACAAAACUUGCUAUAUGUAGAAAGACUCUUGUAAACUCCACAUUGUAUGGAAAGGAAUCUUCUUCUUUGGCAUUCACUUGUAGCCGAGUAAGAUUGUCUUCCAUAAACACGGUUUUAACAAUGGGACCGUAAGUGACUGCGGAGGCCAAUUCUGGAUCCACACGUCCUUCUUCCACAGUGGGGACAUUGGUUUCCAGGCGGGAGUUGAUCAUGGUGUGGAUUUGCCAAGCGUGCCUUCCUCUUAGCAUGUUUCUCCCUUGCGUCCUGAGAUUGAGUUUCUUCAAAGCCCAUGACACCUUUGGUAAAGGCUGUUCUCCAACUGGAGCGCUCGCGGGCCAAUGUUUCCUAGUUGUCGGUGUUUAUACUACAUUUUUUAAGAUUUGCCUUGAGACAGUCUUUAAACCUCUUUUGUUGACCACCAGCACUUUCCUGAGGUCCUCUUUUCCAACUUGGGCCACUUUUAUUAUAGGAUAUAGGAACAAAGGCUCAGGAGAAACUGUAAAACUGAGUAGAUACAGAUGUGGAGAUCAUUUCUAGAGGUGCAGCUGCAUAGUCUGUUACAGCAAAAGUGAGUUUUGUGGUACCUUGAAUGGGAACAGAUCUGUGAGUCUUGUAAGUAAGCCUACAAAAAUGACUAGUUUGCAAGAAAAACUAGCCUGCAUUUCCACACUGGCUGCGCUCCCUCCUGUUAGCCCAGUAAGAAAAGGUUUUUUGCUGCAUUAGCAGCACCAAAGUGACCUUUCUGGGGCACGAGCCUGGGCAGUGUGGUUGGAGGUCCUGGGUGUCCAGACAACAAGAUCCCGCUCUCAACUGGCUGCUGCCAAAGAAGGGGUGGAUCGCUCUACCUCCUCUGCUAGCCCACUUGCUAGACUUUCCUUCCUCUAUGGCUAGCAGAGUAGAAAUGGAGCAAUUACACACACACACACACACACACACACACACACACACACACACACACACCGGGCUGCUUAUGCACUUGUACCAGGCAAGCUGUUAAAUGCAAGGCUGGAUGUACUGUGAUAUAAGCUUUCAUGCACAAUUGAUUAAGAAGCAUGAAGUUGCUGGGAAUUGCAGAUGGGGAGAGUGCAGUUGUGCUCAGAUUCUGCUCUUGGGCUUCCCGUAAGUGUCUGGUUGGCCACUGAAAGAGCUGCAUGCAUGCUGGAACUAGAUGGGCCUUUGGCAUGAUCCAGCAAGGCCCUGAAGUUCUUAUGUUCAGUUGGCAGGCUCCUCAAUUUAAGAUUAUGGUUGCUUUGGAACUUCUAAAAAUAGGGGUUCUUUAGCAUGAAAAGCAGGGUUAGAUCCUAGGAAAGAAGUUUAAAUUACACUAAUAAUAUCUGGCUAGCUUAAACAAGAAAAAUAAAUAAAAUAUGCACGUCCAAUUUUGGUCAGGAUGUUAGUGUUUCAUUUUGUUUAGUGUGCUGAAUACACAGAAGCAAAGCAGUAAAAAAAACCCAGUAAAAUUAAGUGUGUGGACUUAAUUUAACUGUCUCAAAACUUCUUCGUUUUUCCUGCUACAUGCAAUUAUUAAUAAUAGUGGUGCAGCAGCAGGAGCUUUUUUCUUUUCCAGGUCUUUCUAGCAUCUUCUAAACAGCCAAUUUUUCCAACGGCAGAGAUUAAAUCUUAUUUUGGUGCCUUUGUUAGCUCUAGCCUUUGAACCGGAAUUUUCCCCUCGUUUAGAACUGCUUGAUUGGAUCUCUAUAUAAUUAGUGGGGUGAGGGGGGAGCAGUAGUUUUCCUCUGAAAUGUUGAGCUUGGUUGGGCCACUGCAGAUUGCCAGACUAGACAAGCUGGAUUUGCAGUAACUUGUUAUGCUCUAAACAAGAGUUUUCCCAAGGGAAGCUUUCAGGACUUAAGAGUGAAAUUAAGUCUAACCAGAACUGAACGGGCGCUGUUGAUUCCAUCAAGAUGCUGUGCAGAGCUGCUCUUCUCCCUUCCUUGCGUUCUUCAGGACAAUUCUGGCGGCAGACUGACGUGGCGGGCUCGCACCCUUGUCUACUGGCUCCUAACCUGGUAUUGAGGAAUGAGUCUGCUCGGGGCUGGAGUAACAUCCCGUUCAUCACAGUGCCCCUCAGCCGAACCCAUGGCAAGUCGUUUGCUCACCGCAGCGAGCUGAAGCAUGCCAAGAGGAUUGUGGUGAAGCUAGGGAGCGCUGUUGUGACUCGAGGAGACGAAUGUGGCUUAGCCCUGGGGCGAUUGGCAUCCAUUGUUGAGCAGGUAUCAAUGUUGCAAAACCAGGGCCGGGAGAUGAUGAUCGUCACCAGCGGGGCUGUGGCCUUUGGGAAGCAGCGGCUGCGUCACGAGAUCUUGCUCUCUCAGAGUGUGAGGCAGGCUCUCCACUCAGGACAGAACCAGCUCAAGGACAUGGCGAUUCCCGUGCUGGAGGCUCGAGCCUGUGCAGCUGCCGGUCAGAGCGGGCUGAUGGCUCUCUAUGAGGCCAUGUUCACACAGUACAGCAUCUGCGCAGCCCAGUUCUUUUCUUCCUUCCAGAUUUUAGUCACCAACUUGGAUUUCCAUGACGAGCAGAAGCGUCGGAAUUUAAACGGGACGCUGCACGAACUGUUGCGGAUGAACAUUGUCCCCAUCAUCAACACCAAUGAUGCUGUGGUUCCUCCCCCAGAGCCAAACAGUGAUCUUCAGGGGGUAAACGUAAUUAGUGUGAAGGACAACGACAGCUUAGCAGCCCGCCUGGCUGUGGAAAUGAAGACCGACCUGCUGAUUGUUCUUUCGGAUGUUGAGGGACUCUUUGAUAGCCCCCCAGGAUCAGAUGACGCAAAGCUCAUUGACAUAUUUUACCCUGGAGACCAGCAGUCUGUGACGUUUGGAACCAAAUCACGGGUGGGAAUGGGAGGCAUGGAGGCCAAGGUGAAAGCUGCCCUGUGGGCUCUCCAGGGAGGUACCUCGGUAGUGAUUGCCAAUGGAACUCACCCCAAGAUCUCUGGCCAUGUCAUCACAGACAUUGUGGAAGGGAAGAAAGUUGGCACAUUUUUUUCAGAGGUGAAGCCUGCAGGCCCAACUGUGGAACAGCAAGCUGAAAUGGCUCGAACAGGAGGCAGGAGUUUGGCAGCACUUCAGCCCGAACAGAGAGCAGAGAUCAUCUAUCAUCUUGCUGACCUUCUGACAGACCAGCGAGAAGAGAUUCUUCAGGCCAACAAGAAAGAUUUGGAAGAAGCUGAGAAGAAAGGAAGGUUGGCCCUUCCUUUGUUGAAGAGACUCAGCCUGUCAACCUCCAAGCUGAAUAGUUUGGCCAUUGGGCUGCGACAGAUUGCAGCGUCGUCACAAGACAGUGUUGGCCGUGUCCUUCGAAGAACACGAGUAGCGAAGGAUUUGGAGCUGGAGCAAGUGACUGUGCCUAUUGGGGUCUUAUUAGUGAUUUUUGAAUCCCGGCCCGACUGUCUCCCCCAGGUAUCUGCUUUGGCCAUUGCCAGUGGAAAUGGCUUACUGCUGAAAGGAGGGAAAGAGGCAUCGCACAGCAACCAGAUCCUUCACCAUCUGACUCAAGAAGCCCUUUCCACCCACGGGGUGAAGGAUGCGGUGCAGCUGGUGAAUACCAGGGAGGAGGUGGAAGACCUUUGUCGUUUAGACAAGCUGAUAGAUUUGAUCAUCCCCCGUGGCUCGUCUCAGUUGGUUCGGGAUAUCCAGAAAGCUGCUAGAGGAAUCCCAGUGAUGGGCCACAGUGAAGGAAUUUGUCACGUGUAUGUGGACUUGGAGGCCAGUGUGGAGAAGGUCACCAGAAUAGUGAGAGACUCCAAGUGUGAAUAUCCUGCAGCCUGCAAUGCGCUCGAGACUCUCUUAAUACACCGGGACUUGCUGAGGACUCCUGUCUUUGACCAGAUCAUUGACAUGUUGCGAGUGGAACAGGUGAAGGUUCACGCUGGCCCCAAGUUUGCCUCCUACCUGACAUUCAGCCCCUCAGAGGUGAAAUCACUCCGCACGGAAUAUGGGGACCUGGAGUGCUGCAUUGAAGUGGUGGACAGCACACAGGAUGCUAUUGAACACAUCCACAAAUAUGGGAGCUCCCACACAGAUGUAAUCAUCACAGAGAACGAGAAAACAGCAGAGUUCUUCCUCCAGCACCUGGACAGUGCCUGUGUGUUCUGGAACGCCAGCACCCGCUUCUCAGAUGGCUAUCGCUUUGGGCUAGGAGCUGAGGUUGGCAUCAGUACAUCGCGUAUCCAUGCCCGUGGGCCAGUUGGAAUUGAGGGGCUGUUGACCACAAAGUGGCUGCUAAGAGGGGAGAAUCACAUCGUUUCUGAUUUCUCUGAGCAAGGAAGUAUGAAGUACCUUCAUGAAAAUCUCCCCAUCCCACAAAGGAACAGCAACUGAGCACCCAGGUGGGGCAAGUGUAUCUUUAUGGAGCCUGUUACAGUUUCAGAAGAGAGUCUUGGAAUGGAGAGGAACUUCCACCUUCCGGAAUGCUGAGCGUUUUUGCACGCUGAGCUUCUGGAUACUUCUGGUGACUUGCGGACCUUGUUUUGUGCCCGAGUUGUUUCUCCUCACGCUGCAAUGCGUAGAUGUUGGGUGUCAACAUUGAAAGCACCUACUUUGCGCUUGCAGCACAGAAAAGAGGACUCUGGUACUCCACUCCAAAUGAUGGGGAGCUUUAGGGUUGAUAUUGGACCUAUUUAUUGAUCUGGAUUCUUCUUUUCGGCCAUUCACAAGAGAGAGAGAGAGAGAGAUCGAUCCCACACACCCCAUGCUUUUCUUGCUUCGAGAAUGCAAGAAAUGCUUGAUCAUUCUGCUUUCCUUUGGAGAUUUGAAAUCUGAAAGAGGUUGCUCUGACAUUUCUUUACAGUUCAUGUCUUAUUUAAAAUGUUAAAUCACCUGUAAUAAACAUUCCAGGUGCAUAAUGAUUUUUUUAAGAAAUCCAAGCAAUGCUUUCCAUGCUAAUUUCCUUUAAAAGUUGACAGAUGGAGUGGGGAGAAUCACAGUGGUAGAACUAUAACUGUUUUUCACAACCCUUUUAAGAAUAUUUGUAGCAAAUAUUUUUGUUCAUUUUAUAUAAGCUUUUAUUUCCCCUGACAAAUUGAACGUAUUUUUCAAACUUUAUGGUUUUUCAAAUAAAACUCCCUUGCAAUA
Messenger RNA from Zootoca vivipara (common lizard), 5553 nucleotides. RefSeq names its product aldehyde dehydrogenase 18 family member A1 (gene ALDH18A1). Lineage: Eukaryota; Metazoa; Chordata; Lepidosauria; Squamata; Lacertidae. Gene Ontology annotation, cellular component: mitochondrion; cytoplasm. Gene Ontology annotation, molecular function: glutamate-5-semialdehyde dehydrogenase (NADP+) activity; ATP binding; glutamate 5-kinase activity. The record is from RefSeq and is a predicted model, not a curated record.